Molecule: messenger RNA, 948 nt
Organism: Rhizophagus irregularis DAOM 181602=DAOM 197198
Lineage: Eukaryota; Fungi; Glomeromycota; Glomeromycetes; Glomerales; Glomeraceae
Source: RefSeq, a predicted model, not a curated record
UGUAAUUUAGGUAACAAAAAAUGAGAAUCUUUCUUUUUUAUUUGUUUGGAUUUUAAAUGUUACGUUAUUUUUCAUUACUAAAACCAUUUUAGUAGUGGAAUGUCUUAUUUGAUUAUAGGUUUUUCUUACCUUACUUUGAUAAUGUGGCUUUUAACGGGAAAACUAUAUGAUGAAAUAAUAUUUUGUGAUUGUCCUCCAAUAUAUAUUUUAUUAUAUAAUCAUAUUGAUAUGUUGACAAAGCCCGAUUUCGUAAUAUUCUUUUGAAACCUUGUAUUUGACCAAAAAUAUAUUAUCAAUUAUUCAUAGUUAGUUAUAUUAACACCAUAAUCAUCCUCUGCACUACGUCUUUACCGUAUAAUUCCAAAAUUUUCUUUAAGUUACUUUAGCCACCCCCUUACUUUUUUUUGAUGAUAUUCGAACCUUAUCCCUAGAAUGGCAAAUUUUUCUAAAGAAAUAUUCAUAAGUAGGAAAUUAAAAUUUACUCAAAGAAUCUCUACAGAACGAACAUCAAACGUAUUUCGCAGAAAUUAUUCUCUCCAGUAGUUGUACGAGUUAUAUUAGAAUUCCCGGAUAUGUCGGAUAUGUAGAUAACAAGAUUUUGAGUUCGGGUUCAAACGAUAUAGGAGGAGCGUAUUUGGCCGAAAUUAUGAGUUUCCUACCAACUUCACGGUACUUGGCCAGCAUUAAUAGGGCACGUGAUUUGAGUGUUGAUUAUAAUAACAAUACUAAAAAGGUUUCACCCAAUAAACAUUUUUAUUGUAUAAAAUCCAAACAUAGAGUAAUCCAAAAUUGGAACUACGUCAAUAUUUGUGAUUUCUCAAAUUAUCAACUUGACAAUAUUACAAAUGUCCAAUUUCAAAAAUUUUCGUUAUAAAAAAAUAUUCAAACUGUUGCAAAUAAGGAACUUCUACGAAGUAAAUGAUCUUGUAUUACACUUUUUAAAACAAA